CAGUCUGCGAGUGCACGCGCAUGCGUAGGUAGUUCUGUCGCACGCUCGACUCGUAAUUAUACAUAUCUACAUACCUUCUUCUAAUCUAUAAUGGAGAUAGAUAUCGAACUAUUGAUAACUUUGGUGGAAGCGAAGCCAGUUUUAUGGGACAAAACUUGCGCUGAGUACAAGGACAAAAAUGAAACAAAAAAAGCUUGGCGGGAGGUUUGCGCAAUACUUAAACCCGACUUCGAAGAAAUUACUGACGGCGAAAAAAACUCAUUUGGUAAAGAAGUGAUAAAGCGGUGGGGAAACGUUUGUGAUUCAUUUAAAAAAUCUUGUUAAAAACAAAAGGACGUUACCAAAUCAGGUGCUGGUGUUUCAAAUGUUAAAAAAAUAUGUUUUCAAUGAUCAGCUACAAUUUCUCAACAAAGUUUUUAAGGAACGUCCCACUUCUGAUAGUCUGACACAGGAAACAGAAGAUCCUCAAACAAUGGAAGGAGAUACACCAGAGAUUGAAAACAAAAAAGAACAAUUGGAAAAAAUUAAAAUACCUAAUAUAGAACUGGGAUCUCGAAAACGGCAAGCAAAUGUGGAUCCAAUAGAAUUGAAAAUGUUGAAAAAAAUGGAAGAAGAACCAGAUAGACAUUUGUGUUUUUUCAAAGGAAUUAUUCCAUCCCUAAAAUCUUUUACUGACGAUGAAGUUAUACAAUUCCAGUUGGGAGUAAUGGAAUUAAUGACGAAAAUUAAAAAACAGAGAUGCUCGAUACAGUACCACAGAAUGUACCACCCUGAUACGACUCAUUCGCAACCAAUACAUCAAACAUUUCGUCCCCAGUUGCCUGUUUCAUUUCAAAACAUACCUCCACAAUCUCAGUUUUCACACCAAACUUUUGUUCCACCAUCAACACUACCGUACCAAAAAUAUGUAAAAAUAUGUUGUAACAAAAUAAUUAUUUUUUCAAUAAACAUAAAAAAAUAUUUUAUUUUUACUUACCGAAUUAUAACGGCUAACAUCUCGACAGGCUGAAUGCAGUUUCUCAUUUUUGUAUCCUGACGUUGCAAAGUGUUUUUGAAACGGUUAUGUAAUUCGUCAAACGAAGUCAUAGACAUUGUAAAGUACUUGAAAAACCUGUCUUCAUGUGCUCCUAGAUCUGGGAAUUAUGUAUAGA
Molecule: messenger RNA, 1151 nt
Organism: Chilo suppressalis (striped riceborer)
Lineage: Eukaryota; Metazoa; Arthropoda; Insecta; Lepidoptera; Crambidae
Source: the annotation of a GenBank genome assembly